Messenger RNA from Arachis duranensis, 963 nucleotides. Its product is annotated as sirohydrochlorin ferrochelatase, chloroplastic. The record is from RefSeq and is a predicted model, not a curated record. Lineage: Eukaryota; Viridiplantae; Streptophyta; Magnoliopsida; Fabales; Fabaceae. The transcript is spliced from 6 exons. Bases 88 to 690 code for a protein of 200 amino acids. Gene Ontology annotation, molecular function: lyase activity.
CUUGGAAGUUGGAAUGGGUUGAUUGAUAGUAAAUGAGGCUAUCCCCAAACUAAAAAGGAAGAAACUUUUUGAUCAUUUGAUGUGCCCAUGAAAUCUCUUUCACUUCCUUCCCUUCCCUUCACAAGACUUUCUGCAAGUGAAAAGGGAACAAACACGAGAUGGGUAUCCUUCAAAACCUCAAAUUUGUCACCAAAGACUCCAACUUCAAGCAGAGUAUUGUGUCUGAGAGCUAAAAGCUAUGGUGGGGUUGGUGAUGGUGAUGCGGUCAUAAUUGUGGAUCAUGGGUCGCGUCGCAAAGAGUCCAAUCUUUUACUUAAUGAAUUUGUGGAGAUGUUUAAACAUAAAACUGGGUACGAGAUUGUGGAGCCUGCUCAUAUGGAAUUAGCAGAACCAUCAAUUAGAGAUGCCUUUCAAUCUUGUGUCGAACAAGGUGCACAACGUGUCGUUAUCAGCCCCUUUUUCCUCUCUCCCGGAAGGCAUUGGAAUCAGGAUAUUCCUUCGUUAAGUUCCGAGGCAGCAAAGGAGCACCCUGGCGUAUCAUACAUUGUAACCGCACCCCUUGGACUGCAUGAGCUACUGGUGGAUGUUAUGAAUGAUAGGAUCAAGCAUUGCUUGAAGCACAUAUCCGGAGAUGCCGAUGAGUGUUCUGUUUGUGCUGGGACUGGAAAAUGCAGACUUUAUAAUUCAUGAAACAAAGUUGAAAGUCAUGGGAAUUUUCAUUAACUGAGUUGCAACUCACCAAACUAUUCUGAAGCCAUGACUUCAAGGGAGCACAUGUAUAUGUUGUCAAUGGUCUGUUUCAGAAGAAUCAAGAUGGUUUUUUUAUGAUCAUGAUUCGAUAUGAUACCUUGAAAGUGAUUUGCUCAAUGAGUGACAAGCAUAUUCUUCUCUUAUAUCAUGAUGAUUCCCAAAGAUUAAAGUUCUGUUUGUUCACUGAAAAAUAAUUGCAAGCUUAUUAUAGAA